GAGAGAGAGAGAGAGAGAUCGCCAUCUACUGAUAGUUAUGUUACUAAGGGAGGAUUCAUUCAUUCAUCUUCAGUAAAGGAGUUUAUCCUGGGAGCACUGUAUGGGAUGUCAGGCCAUCAAACGGCAUCACACACACACAUGUUCACACCUAGUGACAAUUUUUCAUUGCCUAUCCACCUACCAGUAUGUUUUAGGGAGGUAGGAGGAAAGCAACAUAUUUUUUUUUCUUCUUCUAAAAAUCACGUUUUCUUUUGUUAAAGCUAAAUGGCUGGAAAUUGCUAUUUACUUCAGUUUUUACUUCAGUUCGGACUGAUGGUUCUGCAGCACCAGUGUUUUCUGGAGCCACCAGCUUUGAAUGAACAGACGAAACACACACACACACACAGGGCCUGGUAAUUUAAGCCUCUUAACACUAAUGCAUGUGUUGCUGAGUGAGCACUGGACAAGAACAAAAUGGCUUCAGGAAAUUCAUCAGCAGUUUAGAACUAUGAAGAUUGAUAAUAUGUCCCAGUUUUGAUUUUGGCAGUGUGUUAAGAUAGAAUAGAGGGCAAAUACGUAACCGGUGCAAGUCCUUGGAAGUACAGUGAAUAGGAUAAAAUGGCAGAUGUGGUGGGUAUGUGGGAGGUGCCUCUCAGUGAUGGGAUUUACCAGAUUGAGUUUGAGCAUGGAACCACCACAGGGAAACGUGUUAUUUAUAUCAACGGAAAGGAGGUCCUCAGAAGAGACUGGAUGUUCAAACUGGUGGGCAAGGAAACAUUUCCUGUUGGACGUACAGGCGCAAAAGCUACUAUAAAUAUCGAAGCACUUACCGGCUUUACUUACGAGUACACUCUGGAAAUCAAUGGAAAGAGCCUCCAGACUUUUAUAGACAACUGGGCCAAAAUAUCCAUGACUUGGCUGCUGAAACUUGAUGGUGCUGACUGCAGGAUUGUUCUGGAGAAAGACACCAUGGAUGUAUGGUGCAAUGGUCAGAAGAUGGAAACCACGGGGGAGUUUACAGAUGACAGCACUGAAACACAUUUCGCAGUGGGAACACAUGAGUGCUGCAUAAAAGCCACUAGCAGUGCGAAAAAAAGAACUGGAGUAAUGCACACUCUGUUCGUGGAUGGGACAAAGGUCAUGUGAUCAAGAGGAAGUACCUGUUUCACUUUUGAGUACUUGAGGCCAAGGUGGAGAAGGAGCAGAGAGGCUACUUCCUUGUGCACAAGCACUUCUGAAUCGAACGUUAAGCUAAUAAGCUAUAGUCAGAGCGGCAUAUGCUUUGUCUGGGAGAAAACCAGUACAGAUUUCAGCCAAUUAAAUUCAUUUCAAUUCAAUAAAGACUGCAUUGUUUAUUCUA
This is a messenger RNA of Ictalurus punctatus (channel catfish), 1339 nucleotides long. RefSeq names its product Fas apoptotic inhibitory molecule b (gene faimb). Gene Ontology annotation, biological process: negative regulation of extrinsic apoptotic signaling pathway via death domain receptors; canonical NF-kappaB signal transduction; positive regulation of neurogenesis. NCBI's taxonomy places the organism in Eukaryota, Metazoa, Chordata, Actinopteri, Siluriformes, Ictaluridae. The transcript has 4 exons. Bases 598 to 1125 code for a protein of 175 amino acids. The record is from RefSeq and is a predicted model, not a curated record.